AUGUUAGAAGAAAGCCAUGAACCAUCAACAAACGACGCGGAAUACUCUAUCUACGUGGGUCGGUGGACUGACUGCAACCCCCUGGGAGCGGGAGAGCAUGCCGCCAGGUCCAUUGAGAGGUAUAUAAGGACUGAGACGGAUUCGCUAGUACAUACCCCAAGGCUUGGCCUUCAACGUCGCCAGGUGCAGUGUCGGAAGAAAGAUGGACGUUUUGUGGAAGCCAUGUACUGUGGAACGAGGUUGGCGAAGAUUGGCACGACACGCGUAUGUGUGAUCCGCGAAGAUUGCGUGUUGGCGGAAUGGCUGCCGUGGAGGCCCAGAGCUGAUGGUGCAUUAGUCAGAACCAGGCGUCUGAAAAAAAUACCACAGGGUGGUGGAAAAGAAUGCGACGUGGUUGAAGAAGUAAGACCAGCUACGUUAGAAGCCAGCGCUCAUUGGACUCCGGGCCCGUGGGGACAGUGUCGCGUCGCCGUCGAAACCACCAGCACUCCAUUGCCAUCCAACACUGAUGACGACAAUGACGAAGAUGACAAUGAUGCGAUAUAUGAUGAAGCCGACGACGACGAUGAUGAUGAUGAUGAUGACGUCGAAGAUGACAAUCGAGCUGCAAGAGAAGCGGGGUGCGGGGGAGGAGUACAGAGGAGAGAUGCUACGUGUGUGCGAGCAGAUGGCAGAGCGUUACACCCAGCUCAGUGUGCUCAUGCGCCCAUGCCGACACUAGUUCAACCCUGUGAGGUCCCUUGUCCACGAGACUGUGAAGUAGGCGAAUGGAGCGAGUGGGGUGCUUGUCAACCAACUGAUGGAUGUCCAUUGUAUCCUGUUCAGCAGCUCACCACUACAGGCUACAGCGUCCGCCGCCGACGUGUAAUCUCCGCAGCGUCAGGUGGUGGGGCCCCGUGUCCCCCGCUCGAAGAGAAGCGCACGUGCAGUGCACCACGCUGUGCGUCCUGGCGCGCGCUGCCGUGGGGCCCCUGCGUGCUCAACCAGCCGCACACCACCUGCGGUCCGGGCCGCCGGACUAGAGAGCUGCGCUGUAUUGGACAUGAUGGCAAAGAGGCCCAGCGCGCGUGGUGCAGCGGCACGGGUGCGCCGGCGCACUCGGAGCGGUGCCGCAUCGCGUGCGCCGGCGACUGCGUGGUGUCGGCGUGGGCCGCCUGGACGCGCUGCUCCGCGCCCUGCGCCGCCGCCGCCACGCCGCCGCCCUCGCGCACGCGCCGCCGACACGUGCUGGCGCACGCCGCACCCAAUGGAUGGCCGUGCCCCUCAGAGGACCAGUUACUCCAAAACGAGACUUGCAAUACCCACGCGUGCGCCACUUACUCCUGGUUGGCCACGCCUUGGGGACCCUGCGAGCGACGGACACAGGACUACAUACCCGCUAACAACUACACCGACUUAUUGGAUGGAGAGACCUAUAACGAGAGUAAUGAUGAAGAGCCAUGUAUAGAAGAGGGUGAUAUGGUCAGAGACGUAAUGUGCGUGCAGAACAACGCGGACGUUGUUCGUGAAGCUCUAUGUGCUCCUCUGCGUCGUCCGGCAUCACGUCGCGCGUGUACGGUGCGGUGCCGCCGCGGAUGCAGGGUCGAGGCUUGGAUGCCGUGGUCGCCCUGUCCCAACACUUGUGAACCAGGCAAACAGGUCCGCGUACGAGUUGUGCAUGGCGGACCAAGCUGCGGCUCUCGGCAAGAGACCCGCGACUGUCCCGUGUCGCGCUCGUGUCGGGCUCGUGACGCCGCCUGGGUCGCUGGCGACUGGAGCACGUGUCGUCUGCCGCCUGCGCAACGAUGUGGGGUUGGAUAUAGAGUUAGGAGUAUCUGGUGCGGUUCGGAAUCGCACCGCGUGGAGGCGGGCGCGUGCGCCGGCCAGCUCAUCCCGCGCAGCGUUGCCGCCUGCGCCGUCACCUGCGACCACAUCGAGCCGACCACUUGUAACGUCAUCUGUGCUGACCCCCUCAAAUAUCUAGACGCCUCUGAUCCUGAUGUUCCGAAUUGCGUUUGCAAAAACGUAUCCUUGGAGCUAUUGCCAGCUGAUUCCGAUUGCAUCCUGCCUAGUGGCACGGAAUGCGGUGAAGGCAGAUCGUUACGUGCAGCUCGCUGCAUGGUCGGUGGUCGCGACGUGCCAAUGGAUGUGUGCAAGAAAUACCAUCCACUUACAGGACCGAGUCGCGUUCGUGAGGCGUCUACAGACGGCUACACGUAUGACGCGGAGUUCCCGUCGCUAUUGCGCGGCGCCUGCACCGUGCGCUGUGCGCGGGACUGCGCCGUGGGCACGUGGGGCGAGUGGGGACCUUGCGCGGCUGAACCUGGCUCAAGAGCAGCUUUCCGAUUUCGUACUCGGGAGGUGAUAGAGGAAGGUACAGGUGGUGGCCGCGAAUGCGGUGCUACUCUUCAACGUUCGACUUGCGCAGUGUCAGAGCCACGCUGGUCACUCGGCGAGUGGAGCGUGUGCACACCUCUUAGAUCACUUUGCGGUAGGGCCAUCAUAAAUAGGACAGUAAUUUGUAUGGAUGCAGAAGGACAAGUGCUGGAUGAUGCGACAUGCGAAGCAUCCGGAGCUGGACCAGCUCCAUCACGUGAAGCGACAUGUCGCGCCCCCUGCCCCGCUGACUGUGUUGUAAGCACUUGGUCAGAUUGGAGCCCCUGCGAACAGACUAAAUGGGGUGGCCGUCGUGAUCGUACUCGUGUGGUGUUACGUCCCGCUGACGACGGUGGUGCCGCAUGUCCACAUCUCGUAGGAGCCGAGCCUUGCUCACCUCACGUCUACUCCUGGCAUGUUGCUCCGUGGGAUGACUGCCAGCCUUUAGGAGGCUCUCCGUGCGGAGAAGGUACGAAGAAGAGAGCUGUCAGAUGUCUACGAAGUGACGGAAUAUUUGUGAACGAUACUUUCUGUCCAAAUACAACAGCAACCGAAGCUAAGGAAUCAUGGUGCUAUGUGCCAUGCGGUGUGGAUUGUGAGCUGAGCCAGUGGGGGCCGUGGGAUUCGUCAGCUUGUUCUUGCGGGGAUGCUUCCACUGCUCGCCAUAUGCGCAGGAUCAGGCAACACCUGACGGCGGCGGUGUGGCCAGGCCGCGCGUGUCCUUCCACUGAACAACGAGCGCCUUGCCCACGGGAGCCUUGCAUGAGGCUCGUCGCCAGACCUUCUCUAGGAUGCCAUAUUCAGACGUCAUCAGGCGACGAGGCAGACGGAGCUUGUGGAUGGGGUGUGAAGGUAUCUCACGCUCGGUGUGAGCUCACAAGCGUCGGGGAUGACACCAUGGACACAUUCCUCCAGCCGUGGCGCUGCGCUGGAGUACUGCCCGGCAGGAUCGUAGCACCACCCAUGCAUUACCAGGAAGACGAAGUGUGCGAGGUAGAAUGUGGUUGCAAGCAGUCGGAGUCGGGCCAGCCGGGCCCGUGGGGCGCGUGGGGCCCGUGCCGCGGCGGGGCGCGCUCGCGCACGCGCCAGCUGCUCGUGCCCGCGCGCCGCGCCUGCAGCACGCCCUCCAGAUACGUGACAAUCGAGUGGGCGAACUGCAGCGGCGAGCUUGAGGACAUCCCCGACUUGCUCGCCGUGGAGCCGCGCGACGAUAAGCCGCGCCGCGCCUGGCCCAGCGCCGACGUCUACCACGACGGAUAUAUCGAGGGCAGUAGUUCAGUACUGGCAGUUGUUUGGACGGCGACCAUUAUACUGAGCGUGUAUGGAGGGUUUAUGUUGUACCGCGGCUUCAUCAGAUGCCUGAGAAGUAGAAAACUGAAGACGGUCACCAAAGUGUAA
This is a messenger RNA of Arctia plantaginis, 3753 nucleotides long. Lineage: Eukaryota; Metazoa; Arthropoda; Insecta; Lepidoptera; Erebidae. The record is from the annotation of a GenBank genome assembly.